Molecule: messenger RNA, 291 nt
Organism: Ramularia collo-cygni
Lineage: Eukaryota; Fungi; Ascomycota; Dothideomycetes; Mycosphaerellales; Mycosphaerellaceae
Product: related to mitochondrial import inner membrane translocase subunit TIM8
Exons: 3
Coding region: 1-291 (96 amino acids)
Source: RefSeq, a predicted model, not a curated record
AUGGAUCAGCUCAAUGUAUCUCCCGAGACCGCGCAGAGCCUUCAAUCAAUGUCUGCAAAGGACAAGCAGGACCUGAAUCAAUUCAUCCAGAACGAAUCUCAGAAGGCGCAAAUCCAAUCAACAAUCCACGGCCUCACCGACACCUGCUUUAAAAAAUGCAUCACCUCCAAGAUCACCUCGGGCAAUCUGGAUCGUACCGAGGAACCAUGCAUGCGUAACUGCGUGGACCGAUUCAUGGAUGCCAACCUGGCUGUGAUUAAGAACCUGGAGAAGAUGCGAACCAUGGGAUAG